AUGGUACCCGAUGAUGAAUUUUAUAUACGAAUUUUAUCUAUUGAUCCUAACUAUCGAACACCAGGAAUUCUUGGUUUUACCAAUGCUCAUCGAUCGGUGUUUGUUGAAGACUUUAAUAAACUACCAGCUGGUGAUCUAAUAGCAUUAUAUGAUCGUAAAGAAUUUUGGAUUCUAAAUGAAGAUGCAUUCGAUGAAAGAUUAAAUGAACUUGAUGAAUAUUGUUUCGUAUAUGAUAAAAGUGGUGAAAUUCAUAUGUGGCGUAAUAAUGAAUCAACCUCUCCAACCAAAACUGUAGCAUAUGCUGAUGCAAGUCAAAAAUUUUAUCCAUUUUUUUUCCUUAAUGGUCGUAUUACAGCUCUCUCUUUAUUUGGUUUGAUUUCACUUACAAAAACAAUAAAUCAACCAUUGCCAGAGAAAGAGAAAGAUGAUAAUGCAGGCUUAUGCCAACUUUGUUGUGAUCGAUCAACGAACUGUGUAUUGAUUCCAUGUGGUCAUGUCUUCUUUUGUUUUGAUUGUAAAGAUCUAUUUGAGAAACAAUCAGCAAAAAAAUGUUGUCUAAAUUGUCGAAAAGAAUAUACAAACAUCUUUGAAAUCGAAGAUGAUUAA
Rotaria sordida is the source of this 606-nucleotide messenger RNA. Lineage: Eukaryota; Metazoa; Rotifera; Eurotatoria; Philodinida; Philodinidae. The record is from the annotation of a GenBank genome assembly.